Mycetomoellerius zeteki is the source of this 2105-nucleotide messenger RNA. It is a transcript of the gene SerRS, whose product is annotated as Seryl-tRNA synthetase. Gene Ontology annotation, biological process: seryl-tRNA aminoacylation. The transcript has 6 exons. Gene Ontology annotation, molecular function: serine-tRNA ligase activity; ATP binding. Lineage: Eukaryota; Metazoa; Arthropoda; Insecta; Hymenoptera; Formicidae. The record is from RefSeq and is a predicted model, not a curated record. Bases 149 to 1630 code for a protein of 493 amino acids.
GGCAAGAAGAUCGUGACUGGUCGUGACAGUCGUUAUCAAUCGUUGACAGUCAUUGAUUGUUGUCAUUUAACAGGUAAAAAACUGGUUGAGGUGCCACGUGUGUGUGGCAAAGUGUAUAUCCACUGACAUUGAACGUAAAAUAGAAACUAUGGUACUCGACUUGGAUUUCUUCCGCAAAGAUAAAGGUUUCGACCCAGAAAAAAUCCGAGAGAACCAAAAAAAGCGUUUCAAAGAUGUAGAACUAGUAGAUACUGUGAUCGAGAAGGACAAACACUGGCGGCAAUUGCGUCAUCGCGCCGACAAUUUCAAUAAGUUAAAAAACCUGUGUAGUAAAGAAAUCGGUGAGAAGAUGAAGCGGAAGGAGCCGCUUGGCGAUGAUGAUACCGUAUCCCAGGCAAUCGUUGACAAUUUGGACAACUUGAACUCAGAAAACCUGAAAGCGUUGACGGUGAUACAGAUCAAGAGAAUACGUACUCUUAUCGAUGAUGCCAUACAGAAAAACGAUGAGAACCUGAAGACUACUGAAUUGGAAAGGAAUGCUGCACUCAGAGAGGUCGGAAAUCAUUUGCAUGAAUCUGUGCCUGUCAGCAACGAUGAAGAAGAGAACAAAGUGGAGAGAAUGUGGGGAAACUGCAUUGAUAGGAAAAAAUAUUCUCAUGUCGACCUCAUCCAUAUGAUCGAUGGAGUGGACGGAGAACGUGGAACAAAUGUCUCUGGUGGACGAGGCUAUUUUCUCACUGGUCCAGCGGUAUUUCUUCAACAAGCCCUAAUACAAUUAGCAUUAAGGAAAUUAUUCAAGGUGGGCUAUAAGCCUCUCUAUACUCCGUUUACUAUGCGGAAAGACGCAAUGCAAGAAGUAGCACAACUUUCUCAAUUUGAUGAGGAAUUAUAUAAGGUGAUUGGUAAAGGUAGCGAACGUAACGAGGACAAAGAAGUGGAAGAGAAAUAUCUCAUUGCUACCUCUGAGCAGCCAAUAGCAGCUUUUCAUAGAGGCGAAUGGAUAGCCGAAAAUACUUUACCAAUAAAAUAUGCUGGAAUCUCUACUUGCUUUAGACAAGAAGUUGGCUCUCAUGGACGAGAUACUAGGGGUAUUUUUAGGGUACAUCAAUUUGAAAAGAUAGAGCAAUUCUGCCUUACCUCGCCUCACGAUAACAAAUCCUGGGAAAUGAUGGAAGAAAUGAUUUCCAAUGCAGAAAAAUUUUAUCAAGCUUUAGACAUUCCUUAUCGUAUAGUUAAUAUUGUAUCCGGUGCAUUGAAUCAUGCAGCUUCUAAGAAAUUAGAUUUGGAGGCUUGGUUUCCUGGCUCAGGUGCAUUUCGCGAACUUGUAUCAUGUAGCAAUUGCUUGGAUUAUCAAGCAAGAAGAUUGCUAGUCAGAUACGGUCAAACGAAAAAAAUGAACACAACGACAGACUACGUUCAUAUGUUGAACGCGACAAUGUGUGCUGUGACGCGUGUGAUUUGUGCAAUUUUGGAAGUACAUCAAACGGAAACUGGCAUCAAAGUACCAAAAAUUUUGGCGGAUUACAUGCCUUCCGAAUAUGAAAAUGAAAUUCCGUUUGUGAAAGUUGCGCCGAUUAACGAAAUCGAAACGAAGAAACAGAAAAAGCAGAAAGAAAACAUAUCUAAGUAGCACAGUUAUGUGAAUGAGAUGGCGAAAUGAAACAAGUGAACUAUAGAUAUUAUUUAUUGCAUUUUUUAAAUGUUUCCAUUAUGAUCUAACUGAAUCGUGCAAAGCUAUGUGUUGUAAUAGCUAUUUAAGAAAAUAUAUACACGAAUAUAUUUUUGGCUUCUCAAUAUCGACAACUUUUCAUGUCACUCGUACAACAAAAUACCUUAUUUCCUUUACUCAUCAGAAGUUACCAAUUUCUGAUUCGUUAAGAAAAGAUUUCCUCCGACCGCUUUUAUAUACAGAGACAAAAGUUGUUUGAAUAUGUAAUAUCCCCAAAUAUCGUAACUUAUUACCUUUAUUACUCAAGAAGGCAUGUAUCCGUUCAACGAUUGUAUCAAGCUUAGAACAAUUGGCGAUUGUCAACACAGAUUACAACAUUUUAUUUGAUAACACUUGUUCAAUAUUUUUAUAAUCAGACAUCGGUAUAUAAUAUAUA